AUGGACCUCGGUACCACCAUAGCUGCUAUUGCUGGGGGUACGACCCUCGCAGCUUAUCUGGAUGCCAAAUUUCACCUGCGCAAAGACGCACGAGGUUUGUUGGCACUUAAACGAGGGGAGCGUACCAUAGCUCGUGAAACUUCAGAGGGUCGAUUGAGCGCCUGGUUCGUCUUUUUGGAGACAGCAAAGAAGUACCCGGAUACAACAGCAAUUUGGACCCGGGAACGGACAUACACCUACCGUUAUGUUCACGAAACAGCAUGCCAAUAUGCCCAUUAUUUCAUAUCCGAAGGAGUUCAGAAGGGCGACCUUGUGGCCUUUUACCUUCAGAAUCGUGCAGAGUUCCUGAUCGCGUGGAUUGGCUUGUGGAGUAUUGGAUGUGCGCCCGCCGCAGUCAACUACAACCUCUCUGGAGAUGCGUUGAUUCACUGCCUGAAGAUUAGCGGUGCUACACUAAUCUUAGCCGACGAGGACCCAACCUGUCGUGCGAAUAUGGAGGAUUGUCAGACCAUCCUUACUGCCGAAAUGGGUAUGAAGCCCGUAACCUUGGACGACUCAUUCAGGAAUCAUAUAAGCAGCUUUGUAACCACCAACCCACCGCCAGAGAUGGCCCUUCAUGUGGACGGGGAAUCUCCCGCAAUCCUCCUGUAUACGUCUGGUACAACCGGAAUGCCCAAAGCCACUGCGUUCACCAUGAGUCGACUUUACGGCCAGUUCACCUUGCGAUCUGUGAGCAUUGGUGAUACCCCAGGGUCGGAUGGUGAUCGUUGGUACAGUUGCAUGCCAUUGUACCACGGCACUGCAGCGAUAUGUGUCGCGACAGCUCUGUCUCUCGGGGUCAGUGUUGCACUGGCCCCAAAAUUCAGCGUUCGGAACUUCUGGACCGAUAUCCGUGACUCGGACUCCACCUUCUUCGUUUACGUUGGAGAGACGGCUCGCUAUCUACUCGCACCUCCACCCUCUCCCCUAGACCGCAAGCACAAAGUGAGAGGCAUGUAUGGCAAUGGGCUUCGUCCUGAUGUGUGGGACAAGUUCCGUGACCGAUUCGGCGUCGCUGAAAUUUUUGAGUUUUUCAGCAGUAGCGAGGGUGUUUUCAACAUGAUCAACCGCAACGCUGGUCCGUUUACAUCUGGCGCUGUUGGUCACCAUGGAAUGCUUCUACGUGGUAUUCUCCGCAAUACCUAUGUACCUGUUUCUAUUGACUCGGAAACUGGUGACGUUCUUCGCGAUAGCAAGACUGGAUUCGCUAUUCGUCCUUCCUUGGAGGAAGGUGGUGAGAUCCUGGUGAAUAUUCCGAACGAGCAGGCUUUCCAGGGAUAUUGGAAGAACGAGUCAGCCACAGAAAAGAAAUUUCUACGGGAUGUCUUCGUUAAAGGCGAUUUGUAUUACCGAACGGGUGAUGCUCUCCGACGUCUGGAUGACGGCCGUUGGUACUUCCUAGAUCGGCUUGGCGACACAUUCCGAUGGAAGAGUGAGAAUGUUUCAACAGCAGAAGUUGCCGAGGUCCUGGGUCGAUUCCCCGGCAUCCAAGAGGCGAACGUGUACGGUGUCCUCAUCCCCAACCAUGAAGGUCGCGCCGGCUGUGCAGCACUUCAAAUUACUCCCGAAGCACGCCAUACUCUGGAUUUUGCGGAAUUUGCUCGCUUUGCUCGAUCUAAAUUGCCACGAUAUGCUGUCCCUGUUUUCCUGCGUGUGGUCGAGAACCCCCUCCACAUCCACAAUAACAAGCAGAACAAAGUGCCACUCCGAGAUGAAGGGGUUGACCCGGCGUUAAUUGGCAGUAAAGUGCCCAAUGGAAAAGACGACCAGUUUUUGUGGCUCGCUCCUGGCGAGGAGUCAUAUAGGCCCUUCGGGGAGAAGGAAUGGGAACGUCUGACAAACGGGGGUGCUCGUCUGUAA
Molecule: messenger RNA, 1899 nt
Organism: Penicillium odoratum
Lineage: Eukaryota; Fungi; Ascomycota; Eurotiomycetes; Eurotiales; Aspergillaceae
Product: putative very-long-chain acyl-CoA synthetase family protein (CefD1)
Exons: 4
Coding region: 1-1899 (632 amino acids)
Molecular function (GO): long-chain fatty acid-CoA ligase activity; long-chain fatty acid transmembrane transporter activity
Source: RefSeq, a predicted model, not a curated record